UUUAUGGUAAGAUUAACAAAGAAAGAAGUAAACCCCUUUUGUCCGUUUGGAGAGAGGUUUUACUACCUUGCUUCUCUAUUGUUCCUUCCCCGGAACCAGACUCCGGCGUCUUACAUCUAGAUUCCGGCCGGCGAUGCCGGCUAUCCAUAACCCUAACUGGUUCUACACUGUUUCGAAUAUCAAUCCGAACUGCGGUUUCUCGACCUUCAGCUUCCCUAAAACCCUCACAUUUUCAAGCUCCUUAUCUCAACCUCUCAAAUUCGUCUCUACUAAGCCUAAACCGUUCCCCGUUAACCGUAAACGACGUCGCUUUGUGACUGUUAAUGCAGCUGCAAAGUCGUCCAGCUCCGACCUCUAUUCAGUUCUUAAUGUCAGUAGAAAUGCAACGCUCCAAGAGAUCAAAGCAUCUUAUCGCAAGCUUGCUCGCAAGUAUCAUCCUGAUAUGAAUAAAGGGCCUGGAGCUGAAGAGAAAUUUAAGGAGAUUAGUGCUGCAUAUGAGGUAUUAUCAGAUGAUGAGAAAAGGUCUUCAUAUGACCGAUUUGGUGAGGCAGGGUUGCGAGGAGAAUAUGAUGUGCCGGAUAGCGGUCCGCAGGGGGUGGACCCUUUUGAAGUGUUUACUGAGUAUUUUGGUGAAUCAAGUGCCUUUUUUGGAGGAAGCGGUGGAUUCGGAGGCUUCAACUUUGAUUUCAAGAAUAGGGGGAGGCAGAAUCUUGAUAUUCGUUAUGACCUUGAUUUGAGCUUUGAAGAGUCUAUAUUUGGAGGGAAGCGAGACAUCGAAGUACCCUGUCUCGAUGAAUGUGAUAGUUGUGACGGUACUGGUGCUAAAUCCAGCAGUGGUGUUAAAGUCUGUUCUGAUUGUGGCGGAAGAGGAGGAGUGGUGAAAACACAGAAAACGCCUUUUGGAAUUAUGUCUCAGGUAUCUACAUGCUUGAAAUGUGGAGGUAAUGGAAAGAUAGUAACUGAUCAUUGUCGAAAAUGUGGUGGCCGUGGUCAAGUACAAUCAAAACGAAGUAUCAAAGUGGUUGUUCCACCUGGAGUUCAUGACGGAGCCACGAUGCAAGUUCGAGGAGAGGGUAACAUUGACAAGAAAAGUAGUAUAUCUGGUGACCUCUAUUUGGUCAUCCAUGUUGAAGAAAAACGUGAAAUUUGGAGGGAUGGUCUCAACCUGUACUCAAAAUUGGACGUUGAUUUUACUGAGGCCAUUCUGGGGACAGUUAAGAAGGUGACAACUGUAGAUGGUACAAAAGAUCUUCAGAUUCCUCCUGGAUGUCAACCUGGAGAAAAGAUUAAAAUGUCAAAAAUGGGAGUGCCAGACAUGAAUAGAUCCUUAGUGAGAGGAGAUCAUAUUUUUCUGAUAAAUGUUCUGAUCCCGAAGAAUCUCAGUGAUACAGAGCGCACCUUAGUUGAGAAGUUGGCGUCACUUAGAGCAACAUCCAAACAGCAUUCAGUCUCAUGUGGCGGUGAAAGUAGAGGUGUUGCGCGUUUGUGGAAACCGAUCAAAGACUUUCUGAGGAUUGGACGAUCUGGUAGAAGAUUUGCGUCAAUUGGCACAGAGACGACGACAGCUUUAUGGAGUUUGAACAGACCAUUACCUAGUUUUCCUCUAAUGACAUCACUUUCUGCUAUUUUACUUGGAACAUGUAUUUUAGCCUUUGUGAAAGUUUGUUAUAGUAAAAUUUUGCUGCGGAAACGAUUAGUAGAACUAAAUUCUGUUCUUCACAGGAAAAUUAAAGAGCAAUAGUUGUGAUAUCGUGCCGCUUAACUCGUGAUAUAUAUGAUUUUGGAACAUGUAUUUUUGCUUA
This is a messenger RNA of Solanum dulcamara, 1802 nucleotides long. RefSeq lists its product as uncharacterized. NCBI's taxonomy places the organism in Eukaryota, Viridiplantae, Streptophyta, Magnoliopsida, Solanales, Solanaceae. The coding region runs from base 134 to 1741 and encodes 535 amino acids. Gene Ontology annotation, molecular function: heat shock protein binding; ATP binding. The record is from RefSeq and is a predicted model, not a curated record. Gene Ontology annotation, biological process: protein refolding; response to heat. The transcript is spliced from 11 exons. Gene Ontology annotation, cellular component: cytoplasm.